Ectocarpus sp. CCAP 1310/34 is the source of this 258-nucleotide messenger RNA. The record is from the annotation of a GenBank genome assembly. NCBI's taxonomy places the organism in Eukaryota, Phaeophyceae, Ectocarpales, Ectocarpaceae.
AUGCCAACGACAGACACACAAACGCACGCGUGUUUCGUUCUGCAUCAGGAGUACGCUCGCACGCAGAGUGCGAGGCUCGACGCCGGGGGCGCCUUCUCGUACGGCCUGGUUAAGGACACGAAGGAGGUAAUCAAGUGGGGUCCGACCGAAGGCGAUCCGGCCACUAUCGUGAUGAGCAUCCCCGUCGAGCCCCUGACGGGCUUCCGGUCUAUCAAUACCUUCAGCGUGACUGGAUGGGAGCGUGCUUGCUCGUGUUAG